Austrofundulus limnaeus is the source of this 4439-nucleotide messenger RNA. Its product is annotated as protein shisa-9. NCBI's taxonomy places the organism in Eukaryota, Metazoa, Chordata, Actinopteri, Cyprinodontiformes, Rivulidae. The transcript is spliced from 5 exons. Gene Ontology annotation, biological process: regulation of AMPA receptor activity; regulation of short-term neuronal synaptic plasticity. The record is from RefSeq and is a predicted model, not a curated record. Gene Ontology annotation, cellular component: AMPA glutamate receptor complex; dendritic spine membrane; postsynaptic density. The coding region runs from base 1913 to 3214 and encodes 433 amino acids.
CUGGAACAGAGCAGCAGAGGCAGAAGCAGCAGCAGACGGGACGCAGACGCUCCGAGCAAACCGAGGAUAUAAAAGGGAAUACACGCUGAUGAGGAGGCAACAACAACAGGAGAGGAUGGAAUUAAAGAAAGCCGUUUGAUUGCUUUUCCUUCACACUUUUGUUUGGAGCAUCCCACAAGCAGAGCACCAGUGAAAACACAUACAUAUGAUAUAUAUAUAAAAUUCCUAUACAUAUAUAUCAAAUUAUGCCUGUUUUCAAAGAAGCUGCAGCCGGACUACGACUGAAUUAACAUCAAAAAGCGACAAAAUUUGGGAGAUAUUAUGCAGCAUUUGCUUAAAAGCUGUUGUAUAUUGUCACUUUGAUGUUUUUCUCUCAAAUUUUUUUCAUUAUUUUUUUUGGCAAAAAAAAGAAAGAGGCAAACAGAAAAGAAAUCUAAAACUGGGCAACUGAGUAGUUGAGCCAACAUUUUGGUUCAUUUCUAAAGGGGCUUCUGUUGAAAACAGGAUGUACAUAUUUUUUUUGAUCUGCCCUUGCGGGUGCCACACUGCCGUUUGGCUGUCGCAUCUCCACUUGUUUUCUGUCGUCCGUGUGGGUCGUGGCUCUGUAUAAAUCCAGCGAGGCUUUGCUGAAAGUGCAGAGGACAGUCCACACGCUCCCCCUGACCCCCUCUUUACCCACCCAUGCUGAUAGCAUCCUCAGGCACAGGGGGGAAAGUCCUACAGGGUCUGAGGGGAAAAAGAGGGGGGUGAGGUAAGUUGGUGGAAGAGACAGGAGGCAGGAACAUCAAAGAAAGGAUGGCGGGAGAUUAGGAUUAGAGAAUGGAAUGAGCGGGAAAAAGUAAGGAAGAAAAAGAAAGCAGCAACGCCAAACAACCGUGCCACUCUUCUUUCCACGGAGCAGAUCUAAAACAGUGAGAUUUAGCACCAAAACAGAACCCCCCCUCCCCCCCGUGCUGCAGGACAGAUCUGAGCAGGCUGAAAGGCAGAGUAGUGUCCCGGGUCUGCCAGAGAACCUGUGAAUCCACGAAGAAGAGGGGUUUCAGGGCAGCAACAGGAGCUCUGCGCAUGCCGAGCACCGAAAGCCGCUGGACUCCUGUGUGUGCUGCUUAAAAGCUACUCACAGGGUUUCUGUCAUCAGGGAACUGAGCUGCUUUUGAAUGUGUGUGUGUUUGAGAGGAAGUGUGUGCACGUGUGAAAAGCAGGGGGGGAAACAAGCCCCUUAGGGAUGCUUUUGGACUCUUAAGUACCACAAGAUUUUAGCUGGAAGAUAAUUAGAUAAUUAACAGCUGUUGUUGUACCUGUUGGGUCUUCGGCUGAACACAGGAAGGAGCUAUCUGUGCUAACUUAAAGCAGAUCAGUUCACAAAGAUAUCAGCUAAAGAGAAGGAGGAACAUUUUUCAAAGUGGACUACAGUGAGAAGAUGCCCACUGCAAAAGUAAAAAAGCUUCUUUGGGACGAUGACAUUGAGAAAAGCAGGAUGAUAAAUGCAAGUUAAGAUCUGAGGAGGACAUAUCUGGACACUAGACCCGUUUUGACUUCUUUGUUAAGUUAUCUGCUCAGGAAUAUGAGUCUAUUUUUGGAAUGAUCUAAAUAAAACAAACUCCAUGGGGAGCUAACUGCAAGUUUGAGAAGGAUUUGCUUUGCCUGUUAGUGCCAUUAGGAACCCACAGUUCUCACUUUUCACAGAUUAUUCAUCCACUCGAUGGGAGAGCUCAUUGCUGGAAAUGCCAGGGGGCAAGUUCAUUCAUAGGUAAUACGCCCUCCUGAACUGGAGCUUCGCCUUCUAGGAUUUGGUUUUGUCUACGACCAACCUCUGCUGUCUGCUGAUGCCGCAAGGGUUUGUGAAAGGAUCUUUUGGCCUUUUCGUAUUAACUCAAUUGAGUUAAGACACUGCAAAGAACUGCAACCCAAGAUGGCCACUUCCAUGUAUUCACUACUGAUAAACUUCUCAUUGGCCAUUCUACUGGGUUUGACCUCCUUGAGUGGACUGAACUCGUGGCCAUCAGGUCAAGCUUUGGCACAAGCACCUUCCAGCAACCAGACAACCGAAUCAUCUGUGUUAACAGAGGCAGCUCUGGCAACGCCAACACCAGACCCAGAGGUCCAAACAGAUCCAACGGCCGGGAACCGCUGCUGGGGUUACUAUGACGUAAUGGGCCAGUGGGACCCACCGUUUAACUGUAACGCAGGUAUCUACAGGUUCUGUUGCGGCUCCUGCUUCUACCGUUUCUGCUGCCAGUUCAAAGUCCACAGUUUGGACCAGACCUCCUGCUCCAACUAYGACACUCCUGUGUGGGCGAACACUGGGAAACCGGGGGUGCCCGUCACUGAGGGCCAUCAGGAACCUGAUCGGGAUCGGACCCAUAUGAUUGUGUAUAUAAUCUGUGGGGUGGUGGCCAUCAUGGUGCUGGUGGGGAUUUUUACUAAACUCGGACUGGAAAAGAGUCAAGGAGGACAAACGGAUAUGACCAACUCCAGGACUUUGACGGAGCUGUUGAAGCAGCCGGGAGAAGCAGGGAUGAUGGACGGAGCCGGAGUUCAUCAUCCUAUAGGAACAAAUGGCAUUGCUGCCAGGACGCUGCGUUCCAACAAUGAUCACAACCACUUGAACAAUGCAGCUUUAUCCCCGCUGGGACCGGCCAUGGCCUUGUCUCACCCUCACAACAACCUGGGAAUCGGUUUCAACAAAUACACCUCGCUCAAGGCUGCAGAUACAGGUGUAAGAGACUACUACAAGAGCUACCCGAUGAUAGAUUACACCCACCGCCAGUCUCCUCCAACUUUUCAGCCAAUCAACUUUCACCCCAAAGACAAGCCAUUCCUCCCGCCGCCCGACAUCCAUGCACCUCUGGCCAUCACCAUCAACGCCUCCCAGAUCCCAAAGCCCAAGAUCUCCAAAACCAACACCCACCCGCUCACUUCCAGCUCAGCCUUCAAAGUGUGGGACCCGAGCAAGAGCCACAUCCAGCACCCGACGGCCACACACAUGAGCCUCGGGGGGCAGCAGCAGCACCACCUCAUCCAGCAGCAGCAUCACCACCAGUCACUGCACCAGCCGAACAGCCGGCGCCAGGCCUACUCCAACAAGAGGCAGUUCAGCAUCGAAACGCUCCCCGAGCUCUUCUCACAGCCACUGGGCUACAGCCACUCGCCGCACAUGCACCCCAAACACAAAGGACUGGCCACCAACAGCAAGACGGAGGUGACGGUGUGAACAGAAAUGAACCAAAAAAGAGAGGCAGAGAAAGAGACAUACUGGCAGGGUUGAAGGGAAAUAUUCCGAUAUCCUUUGUGUCCACAACUAUGAUGUUGUGAAAGCAAAUAUCACAUUGGGAUUUUUUUUUCUUUUGUUGUUGUUGCUCCAAUUUUACCUAAAAGAAACACUGAUAUGUGUAAUAUUUGUAUAUCUUUUUAAAUCACUGGAUCAGGCAGAUAAGGCGUGAAGGUGAUGGAUUAGCAGGUGUUGACUGUGACCCUUUGAACCUGGCAGCUUUUCUAAAUAAUUGAGUGGGCUCUCAGUGUGUUGGCUCUGCUUUGUCUCCUCUCAACCCUCUCUUGCAUCUCUGCUCGGCUCUGCAACGACACUCCGCUGGGUACAAAUGGCCGAAUCGCACAUGUAGCCUCGACGCUCGAGGUUGUGUGAAAAACAUGAGUGCGGGGUGGGGAAAUGUUUUCUCCAAGACUUUGGCUUCCCCAUCUACAGGGAUAAUACCAUUGUGUUGUCAGCUCUCAUUGCCCUCCAGCACUUCGAAGAGUGAGAUAUCAGCCUGGCAAUUCGUGGCAGAGAGGAGGGCAGGGGAGUGUGGGAAGUAUUCAUCUCAUUCCAGAGGCAAAUGCGAUGAGAAGGAUCAGAAUCAGGCACACACACACACACACACAUUUGUGCACACAAUACACACUUGUCAAACAGUACAGAAUAUUCUAGGCGCUGUCAGAGUCUCCAGGCAACUCCUCCACACAUCAGCCCUCUGYCCAAGACAAAAAGACACCCAAACUUGUCUUAAAACUCCAAUUCUUAAAUUAAAGGCCCAACAUUUCUUGAAGAUCAUCUUACGUAGACAAGUUGUAGCCAUUUUUGUACGACCUUAAAAAUAACAUUAUUGUAGCACUCAUACAAUAUCAUGGGUGCUGAGAUUGACACUAGGGCCGCAUCUAAUUUUAGCUCGGUACGUGUACAAGUAGAUGAGUUUUAGCCAUUUUUGUGUUGGCUAAUGUUUAGUAUAAAUGCCAAUAGUUGUUAAAGUUUCAGCAAAUCUGUCGUACAAUGAGUAGUGCUCAGAGAAUGACUCUCAGGUACAAACACACCAUGUUUUAGCACAAUGUGCGUAAARCUGGCUGAGUUAAUUUUUUUCUGCUGUUUUGUGGUUUUUACGGAUAGCUGACUGUUGCAGCCAUUUUAAAAUGAGUUGAUUCGUAAAUAAAUCAGUUGUAGAUGUACA